Molecule: messenger RNA, 291 nt
Organism: Auanema sp. JU1783
Lineage: Eukaryota; Metazoa; Nematoda; Chromadorea; Rhabditida; Rhabditidae
Source: the annotation of a GenBank genome assembly
AUGAUGUAUGGAGGAUGUGGAUGUGGAAUGAUGGGAUGUGGAUGUGGACAGCCAACCAUUAUUAUUCAACAACCCCCAAUGAUGGCGCCGCCACCACAAAUGCCUCCUCAGCCUCAGAUGGCACCCCCGCCGAUGCCUCCGCCACCGCCUCCCCAAGCUAUGCCUGUUCCACUCUAUCAAACUUACCUAUCAGCACCUCAACCCCCUCCUCCUCCACCUCAUGUCUAUAUGUCUCAAAUGCCUCAAAUGCCUCAAAUGCCCAUGGGUUCAUACGGUUAUGGAAAGAAAUAG